AUGUGGCUGGUGGCAGUACUCUGUACUUUGCUCGAUGAAAACGCUUACCUCUACUGUGCGUGUAAAGCCAUACACCAGCGGGUACUGGUACCGGCCGGUCAGAUAUCCACCACACAACCCUUUGUAUCUUACUGCCAGGUUUACCAGCUUCAGGAGUCAGACACAACCAACCCAGCCUCUUUUUACGGACGUCACACACCUUGCUCCUUCACACCCACACAAGACACAACACGUCUUCUCCCGAACCCGCGAUAUCCAGCUGCCUGGCCGCUCCAUCCACGUCAGCUUCUCCUUCUCUUUCACUACAUCUUGUCGACCUCCCACAUCGAACCUCCAACCAAUCCCAACACCAACGUCGCAAUUCCCACAACCGUCAAAAUGGAGCUCUCCGACACUUUCCGCAUCGUCAACUUGGCCACAGCGACCAUCAUGGUCCUGGGCGGCAUUGCCCAAUUCUUCAACUUCAACUUCCAGGGCAUCAUUGUCGGUGCCUACGUGAUCCUCUUCGGUCUCUGUAAGCCUCUCCUCAAGAUUUGCAAUACUUGCUUGCCACAAAGCCUUUCUAACGUUGUUCCAGAGUUCCAGAUCCCUCCCCAAGUCUCUCGUUACGCCUCCUUCCUCUUCUCCUUUAUCGGCCGUGGUGUUUUCUACAUCUUUAUCGGCUCCAUCCUCCUCUCCGACGGCGUCUUCAAGAUCAUUGCCGGUUCCAUCGUCGGCCUCAUCGGCGUCGCCUACGUCGUUCUCGAGUUCGUUCCCCAGAUCGAGCCGCCAGCCAACAUGCGCGAGGCCGACGGCGGCUGGGGCGCAGAGCAGGUGUAA
Colletotrichum higginsianum IMI 349063 is the source of this 819-nucleotide messenger RNA. Its product is annotated as COPI associated protein. Gene Ontology annotation, biological process: vesicle-mediated transport. Lineage: Eukaryota; Fungi; Ascomycota; Sordariomycetes; Glomerellales; Glomerellaceae. The coding region runs from base 1 to 819 and encodes 272 amino acids. Gene Ontology annotation, cellular component: Golgi membrane. The transcript has 5 exons. The record is from RefSeq and is a predicted model, not a curated record.